GGUUUGCUUCCGGUUGACGCCCGGAAGUGAAGAUUAGAAAGUGGGAGUCGCUGGUCUUGGUUCUUCCCGGUUCUGCCUCUUGCUCGUUUUCCCCGAUUCGGUUUGUUUUCGCUGCCCAAUGCAUCCGCGGCGCCCCGAGGGCUUCGACGGCCUGGGCUAUCGGAGCGCCCGAGAGGAGCCCGGAGGCUUCGCGGCCAAGCCGGACCUAGGCCACUGGGUCACUACCCCGCCUGACAUUCCUGGCAGCCGCAAUCUCCAUUGGGGUGAAAAGACGCCGCAGUUCGCCGCAGGCACACCUUUAGUGGCGGCUGGGCUCAACGAGGACCCGUACCUAGGAGGCGCUGGCACCAACUCCGAACAAUUAAAUCGGUUUGCAGGCUUUGGGAUUGGAUUGGCAAGUUUAUUCACAGAAAAUGUACUGGCUCAUCCUUGCAUCGUUUUGCGUCGGCAAUGCCAGGUUAAUUAUCAUGCCAAGAAUUAUCACCUUACUCCGUUUACAAUCAUCAACAUUAUGUAUAGCAUCAAUAAAACACAGGGCCCCAGAGCUCUUUGGAAAGGAAUGGGGAGUACUUUCAUUGUCCAGGGUAUAGCCCUUGGAGCAGAAGGGAUCAUCAGUGAAUUCACACCCUUGCCAAGAGAAAUUUCAUACAAAUGGAAUCCCAAGCAAAUAGGAGGACAUCUGACCCUAAAAGCGUUGACUUGUAUGAUAGCAAUGCCUUUUUAUUCAGCAAGUUUGAUUGAAACUGUGCAAAGUGAAAUCAUUCGGGAUAAUCCUGGAAUUUUGGAUUGCCUGAAAGAGGGCAUAGGCAGAGCAAUGGGCUUUGGAAUUCCCCAUAGCAAGCGGCUACUCCCUCUAUUGGCAUUGACCUUUCCAACAGUUCUGCAUGGAGUUCUUCAUUACAUAAUCAGCUCGGCAGUCCAGAAACUGGUCCUCUUCUUCCUAAAGAAAGAGAAUUCUCCAAGCUUCCCAGCUGAGAACUCUAAUUCUGUACAAAACAUGUUGGAUGCUUAUUUUCCUGAACUUAUUGCAAGCUUUGCUGCCAGUCUUUGUGCAGAUGUUAUGCUUUAUCCACUGGAGACAGUUUUGCAUCGCCUUCAUAUUCAAGGGACACGCACCAUCAUUGACAAUACAGACCUCGGAUAUGAAGUUCUCCCCAUCAAUACACAGUAUGAAGGGAUGAGAGACUGUAUCAAUAGUAUAAAACGUGAAGAGGGAAUGUUGGGGUUUUACAAAGGUUUUGGGGCUGUAAUUGUACAGUACACGCUGCAUGUAGCUGUACUACAGCUUACAAAAGUUCUUUACUCCACACUGCUUCAGAACAUUUCUUAAUAACUAGUGGACAUGGCCAUUUAGUUGGCUACAUUUUCAGAAAAUAAGUACAGUAGUGAAAUCUGAAAUAUUAAAUAUAUAGUAAUGGUUCCUUCAUAAAAAAAACAAAGGCAAAUGUUUCCUUUACACAGGCUAUGGUAAGAGGAAAUUGAAAUGUGUAGAUCAACACAGGCUUUUAAAAUAUUGAAAUGUAAAUAAAAUAUUAGAAGGCAUUUUAUAUAUCUGUGCAGAGUUGUGAUUUUCAGAAUGAUGACAGAUAGUAGAUACAAUUUCACUGGCAAUUUCUGCUGCAUAACUCUUAUAAAUAAAUUAUAGCUACAUAGAAAUAAAGCUGUGUCCUGUUUAAAGCCUUGUCUCUUCUUAGAGAGACCUACACUGAAGAUUGUUAAUGUGAAAUUAAUUUGGCAGUCUUGGAGUAAAUUGAGAAAGCUAUGUACUUCGUCAGUUUUGUUGAAGGAUUAUUGCUAAUAUCAAUAGUACAAAUGUGAACAGCAUUUUUACACACUGUAGUCUUGUUUUACAGAGUACUUUUUUCCCCAUAUUGUGUUGAUUAAACAGUAUGUGGUACUCCCCAAAAAAUCAAAGCCGAAAAUUGUUCCAUAAAAGGAAACUGGUUGAAAUCGUUCUACUUAAUUGCUGAGAAGAAUAUUUGUUAUAGUUGGCACUACUAGAAUUGUUCAUACAGUAUUGGAAUUCUGCCUCACCACAAUAUGAGCUCUCAGAAGAAUGUCAUAAGUGGAUAUUAGUUUAGCUGUGUACCUUCCCUAAGACAACAUCAAAAUACAUUCCAGUGCAGGUUAGUUAAAUUCAGUUAAAGUGAAUAUAUUCCAAAUAAAUAUAAGUCAUUUAUAUAUAACAUAUGUAACAUAUGACAAACAUAAGAUCUGUCAUAUAUAACAAAACAAGGAAUGUUUUGUUGAUAAUUGUCUCAGCACAAUAUCAUAGCUUUUCAUUAGAGCUAUUAUUAAUUUGAAAUACCCCAUUUCAAAUGUGAAACAGGUAGGAAAUAUUUUAAGCUUGAAGCACAGAGAUUUAAACUCAGAAUAGUGCUGUUUUAAAUUAAGAACAGAAAUGCUUCAAAACACUUCAAAAGUGAUCAAAAUAACCCGCUUUCUACUUGACAGUUUUACACUAAAAUAGCAUUUUGAAUUCAAAUGGGUUGAACUGGAAAUAGUUGCACAUCGCUAAUUGUUUUCAAAUUUUAGACCAAAGUAGAAGAGAGGUUGCUUUCAGUAUUGCUGAUAUUUUUUCAAGAAUUGAAUUGAAAUUCAUCUAGGAAAUCUGGCUGAAUUUGGUGAUCUUUAUAUUUCCCAACCACAGCAUAUAUUGUAAUUUUAGCUAUUUAAAUCCUUGCUUAUUUUUUUUUCUGGAAUAGCUGGGGGUAGAGCAGAAUUCUUUUACCUAUCCGUAUAGUAUACAACUCUGGACUGCAGUCCAUAGUAUGUUCCCUUUUAAAAUGACCUAAUUUUAUUUCAAAACCUAAUACAUUAGAUAUCUAUUUGCUUCUAUGUCCGGGCUUGAUCUAAUGGAAAAUGUACAAAGAUGUAUUUUACAAUGCAUAAGUGCUUUGGAAAAGUUCCUGUCCCUUCCAGCAAUCAAUGUGUGGUAAAAUACUAUGUGUGUCUUAUGAUUUUACAAAACAAUAUUUCAGUUCAAACUUUAUGUACAAAAUUCUAAUUUAUGGGAUAUGUCUACUAAAUACACUCAUGAAUUAUGGAGCACUUCAAAUAAUUUUUGAAAAGAAAUUGAAAUGGAACAAGUUAACCUUAUUAAUUAAUUUUGUAGUUAUCAAAGAAUUGGUGUGAGAAUUGAAGACAUCAGGCAAUUUCUCUUGUAUCUGGACUGUUUUGCCAAAAUAAAUGUUCCAAACAAAUGAAUUGAGAAGAGGGUAACAGUAACACAUUUCAGCUUUUCAAUGUAUCUCAUAGAUGUAAUUUUUUCACAAUGCUUCUGCUAGGUUGAAUGCUAGUAUCCUAAAGGAAUUGUACACUUUGUAAGCUUUAAUAAAGCUGUAAAUUGUGCUGUGAUGAACUUGUGGAUCCUCACUUUACAAAAUAUGUUUCUCAGAAUUCUGGAGAAAAUUUAAAUAAAAAUUAAUACAAA
Crotalus tigris (Tiger rattlesnake) is the source of this 3433-nucleotide messenger RNA. RefSeq names its product solute carrier family 25 member 46 (gene SLC25A46). The record is from RefSeq and is a predicted model, not a curated record. Gene Ontology annotation, cellular component: mitochondrial outer membrane. The transcript is spliced from 8 exons. Gene Ontology annotation, biological process: mitochondrial membrane fission; mitochondrial fission; axon development. The coding region runs from base 119 to 1330 and encodes 403 amino acids. Lineage: Eukaryota; Metazoa; Chordata; Lepidosauria; Squamata; Viperidae.